This is a messenger RNA of Phaeoacremonium minimum UCRPA7, 987 nucleotides long. RefSeq lists its product as hypothetical. The record is from RefSeq and is a predicted model, not a curated record. The transcript has a single exon. Bases 1 to 987 code for a protein of 328 amino acids. Lineage: Eukaryota; Fungi; Ascomycota; Sordariomycetes; Togniniales; Togniniaceae.
AUGCUGGCACUUCUUUUCUGCGGAUUUGUGCUCCAAGCCAGUCUUCUAGCUGCCCAGGAGCUUACAAUCAACUGUAGAUCGUGGGGGCUCGAGAACGGCUAUCAGGGAGUCGACAACUGGCGGGCCUCGACCAAGGACUGCGCAGACGCCACGAACAAGCUCGAAAGCCAAUUCGGCCAGAUUGUCCCAACCAUCUCAAACGGCUGCAGCGAGCUUGCUUCGUCUGGCAGUUGCUCCAUCUCCAUCUGUGAUUCCUCUCUCGCGACCUUUCAGAGCGUCUACUAUCAGGCAGUCUGGGCAGCUGCCAGAGUCGUUCACGGCAGGCAUAAACACGACGGCACUGUAGCAGGGUAUGUGUCCAUUGACGACUACUGGUACGGCGGCAAGGCGUUUGUCCAGGUGGCCAGAACCGGCUCCCCGGACCCGGGCAACAAGAGACGCAGUCUGGCCGCACGCCGAGGAGUUGCAGAAGGCCAAAGGGCUGGCGGAAACGAGACCGAGGGCGGCGGCAAUGGUGGAGAUGACGAGGAAUUGAUCUGGCCCCGCGUCGAGCUAGAGUACUCCAGCUUCGACUCGGUCGACGUUCCCAACACGGACGGAUUGUCGGUCAAUAUCCGCGCAGGAUGGGGUGAAGGGGAGUGGACGCCGCGUGACCAGCAAGAGUACGCGCAAGAGAGGCUCGUCGAGGCAUGGCGAGGCACCACCGGAGAGCCCGGCGACGUCCGGCCGGCUGGAUACCUUGCGCCCGGUGGCAUCAUGAUCGAGAUGGAGCUUGUCGCCCACAACAAUCACAACCUGCGCCAGCUCCACGAGAACGAGAUCAAUCCGCUCGCCCGCUUUGCCAUUGAUCAGCGCGGGAUAGCAGGCAAUCCGAACUCGUUCAUCAUGCAGAUCCGUCGUGGCGGCGAAAGCAUUGCCCAUAUGGUGCUCCGCGUUUUUCGACUGACUGUAAGCACCGACCCCAAUGGUGCUUGCGGUUAUCCUUGA